Molecule: messenger RNA, 1009 nt
Organism: Hyaena hyaena (striped hyena)
Lineage: Eukaryota; Metazoa; Chordata; Mammalia; Carnivora; Hyaenidae
Gene: FMR1NB
Product: FMR1 neighbor
Exons: 6
Coding region: 53-853 (266 amino acids)
Source: RefSeq, a predicted model, not a curated record
AAUAGGCCGGCGGUUCUGAGGUGUCGUCUUGGCGAGGCUGCAGUCCGGAGCCAUGCCUUCUGAGGGGAAGUCGUCGAGGAGGAGGACCAAGUCCAAGACCCCGGCCCUGCGGGGGCCCCGUGUCAGGAUGAUAAGCUCUGCUCCCGCGUGCAGCGCGGAAAACCCGGCCGUCGAGUUGCACCCGGGAGGCAGCGUCCCCGGGCUCGAGGAAGGCGCCGCCGCCAUGCCUCAGCUGGGCCGGCAGGCGUCCCUGCGCGGCCUUGGGGCCGAGACUCGCCACUCUCUGUUGAAGAUUUUGGGACACAGGCGCCUCUGGGUGUACCUGAUCUCUUUCUGCGCCUUGCUGGUGCUGUGCUACUUCCUGAGCGCCGGAUAUGUAAAUUCUCUGUCUUCACGUGAAAACAAUGUAUGGAGCAGUGAACAUGCUGAUGGACAGUCUUUGGAAAAAACUUCUGCACAGGAAGCUCUGUUAAAUUUUUUCUUUCCAACAACAUGCAUUCCAAAGCAGAAUCAGGUGGUGAAGGCUUGCAAUGAGCAGGAAGAUUAUAACAAGACUGAAUGUUUGGGAUAUAAAUGCUGUUUUUCAUCCUUCAAGAUCAAUAACGUCAGCUGUUUUGUCCCACUAAAGGAUAAGCCUACACAGAUGUUCCGGAUGUUUGGGCUUGGUGUGAUCGGCAUGAUCAUCCUGGGAUGUCUGCCCAUUUAUUGCUGCUCUCUUUGGCAGAGGAGCAAAUGGGCCAAUCCUUUACGAAGGAGAGUCAACAGAAUUAUAAAGGGUUUGAAGAAACAAAGAAAGAAGCGAAAGAAGAAUGCUGAGGUAUUAGGGACAGCAGCAGAAGAUAGGAAAGAUUAGGUGGUGGAACAAAGCAUUAUUUUCCCACUGAGAAGAAUACAAACCAUUCAGAGCAGAAGAGACUGUCCCAGUCAUCCAAACCUAUUGGAGCAUUUUAGGACAAAAAUUUGUUCUUAUUUUUGUCAUGUUUACUUCCAAAUAUAAAAUAAAGUUGAA